This is a messenger RNA of Metarhizium acridum CQMa 102, 1278 nucleotides long. RefSeq lists its product as uncharacterized. Lineage: Eukaryota; Fungi; Ascomycota; Sordariomycetes; Hypocreales; Clavicipitaceae. The record is from RefSeq and is a predicted model, not a curated record.
AUGGAUGAUGAACAAAAACGACCCGACAAGGGUCACUACUUUCAGCAGCAUGCCCGCCGCCUUCUCAAAUCCACUGACUCCUCCGUGUCAUCGAGGUCCAUCUCACUCGAUGCUGCGCUGAUUGCCAACUUAGCUCUCGAGGACAAGUUGGAGGCUGAAGCCUCCGCCGAAACCCCAGAAGCCUGUCUCAAGCGUAUGCUUUCUAUCAAGUCCGUUGUAUCCACCUCUUCUUCCUUCGCAGCACGCCAGAAAGCUUCCAUCGACGCCAAUGCUACAUUUAAGGAGAUUGGAACAGGUUCCAUUGGCAAGGUCUUUGAACAUCCUGGAACUGUGUUUGUGUACAAGCUUCCAUUGUCUGAUGACCCAGACAAGCUUUGGAACAACUACAAGAUGCAUCAGCGAGUCAAGAUUAGCUUUGAGACACUGCCCUACAUGGAUGGACAAGUUGAAAUCCCUGAGUGUUUUUGGUAUGCGACACCAGACUCAAAUGCUUUCUGGGACGAACAUAUAGACAACUUCGCGUUCACCCAGCAGUUUCCCAAGAAACGCAGACAUGUCCUCUGCAUGGAGCGUAUAUUUCCACUUCCCCGUCCAAUUAGAUGGGCUUUGAUCGACAAGUUUUGUCCCCCACAAGGUCAGACCAUGGCCAGAAACAACGAAGCAAACAAGGACUGCUUGGUUCGUCUAUACUUUGGACGCCUAAAGUACGGGAUGGGCUCCAGAUUUUUUUCCCUUCGCAAUUUCAAGCUUCACGCCAACCAGAUCAAGGAACUGGAUCUCGACAUGCCCGAGCUAAUUAACGCUCUAGCGCAUGCUAUGGCUGUUUUACAUUGGCAUACCCGCAUAGAUGGCAAUGACGUCGAGUUUGUCCUAGGCAGCUCUCCAAUGGAAGAACAGAAGGUUCGAGGGCGCAUGGACUUACAAACCCUGAACAGCUACACCGGCCCGACUAGCAAUUACGAGAAAAUGACCCAUUCCCGAACCGACUUCAGCAAGCGACUAACAUCUUUGUGGAUGGUUGAUUUUGAUGACUGUGGGGAUAUUUCCAUGGACGAGCGCGGAAUUGCCAAGGCAGUCAAGGCUUUCAUUGAGACGAACCAUUACUGCCCGCGCCCAAACACAGGAAAUAAGUUUAUUGAACAGGCAUGGACUCAUUUUGGUAACAGUUAUCUUUCUUGGAGUGCGAGAGUCUUGGAGAAAACAAACUCUGUACAUUUGAAAGACUUUCAUCAGAAGUUUCUUGUUGGUGUUUUCCAGGGGACGAAAAAGACAGUGUAA